AUGGAUAAGGUUAUGUUUACAAGUGUCAUAGCUUUUAAUAAAUUGCUAAAAACAAGUCAUGAAAAUACAAAAAUUUCAAUUAAAUUUCUACAUACACAAUUUCAAGUUCUUUUUUCAAAAAAGAAUGACACAAACGAAAGUCCAAGAAUGCGCGAAUUUAGAAAAAAAUUAAGAGAACGUACCCCUAUAGAGAAGCUGGAAGAACUGGAAGAAGGUAAACAUCCUUAUCAAGAAAAAGAGCCAUUGAAACCAUUUCCAAAUAAUACUAAUCCAGAAACAGGCGAAGUAGGAGGUCCACGUGGACCAGAACCAACACGAUAUGGUGAUUGGGAAAGGAAAGGUCGUGUAACAGAUUUUUAAAUAUAUUUAGUGUACAUAAAAAGUAUAGUGUCUAUAGAAGUGUAUAUAGAUAAAAUAGUGUAUACAAAUAAAAACAUAACUAUGCAAGUAUAAAAAUAAAAUUUAAAAAAAACGUGUAUAAUAUAAUAAU
Messenger RNA from Frieseomelitta varia, 490 nucleotides. RefSeq names its product succinate dehydrogenase assembly factor 4, mitochondrial-like. NCBI's taxonomy places the organism in Eukaryota, Metazoa, Arthropoda, Insecta, Hymenoptera, Apidae. The record is from RefSeq and is a predicted model, not a curated record. The coding region runs from base 1 to 360 and encodes 119 amino acids. Gene Ontology annotation, cellular component: mitochondrion. The transcript is spliced from 3 exons. Gene Ontology annotation, biological process: mitochondrial respiratory chain complex II assembly.